CAAAACAGAGGCGGCUCCUCUCCCUCCUUCGCCGUCUUUUUCCCCACCGACAAGUGAGGCGGCGGCGGCGGUCGUCGCGGUGCCGGUCCAGGUGCCGACCCGGAGGGUGCAUGCGAAAGGGUCGAAGAAAGGUUGCAUGAAGGGAAAAGGAGGGCCGGAGAACCUGAGGUGCAAUUACAGAGGGGUGAGGCAGAGGACGUGGGGGAAGUGGGUGGCCGAGAUUCGGGAGCCGAGCCGAGGGAGCCGGCUCUGGCUUGGGACGUUCCCGACGGCCCUCGAGGCUGCUCUUGCUUAUGACAAGGCCGCGAGCGCAAUGUAUGGCUCUUUUGCGAGGUUGAAUUUUCCUCUCGGUUUGAGUUCCAAGGACUCCUCCAAGGACUCUUCUUCUUCCACCACUAUUGCUGCUCGCGAGAAAGAUGAUUUGACCUUAAAUGAGCCACUGUCUGCCGAUCUCCAUCUCGGCAGAUUUUCGAUGGUUUUAGUGGAUGAGCGUCCAAAAAAGCAUUCGAAGACCAGUUCUUCCUUGUCACCAGGUGCAAGGUCAUCACCUGUCCAAGAAAGCGAGUCUUUGGAGUUUGAGCUGUCACUGCGGAGUGGGACUGGAAUCUCCAAUCCUCAAAAUAAUACAGAAGAAGAUCUCAAGCAGGAGCCAGCUGAAAAUAUACUUCUUGAUCUCUCCAAAUCUGCCAUUUGUGUCGAGGAGGUUUCUGACAAGACUACUGUCGAAAAGGCCGAAGGAUCAGCUGAAAGUUCAGCCACCUCUGAUACUACCUUCGAUUCAUCUAAAUCUGUCGACAUGAUUGCUACCAGCAGCGCUGGUACACCCUCCGAGAGCAAGGACUUGAAAACAUGGCUCUCAAACAUGAGACAACUCAUCAAUGGAAAGCCUGUUGAAGUCUCUGCAGAGGCAGAACUUGCCAGUCUUAUCCAAUCAAAUGAUGAGGAGGUUCAGAAGGCUAGAACCAUGUUUGAGAGCUUGAAGUCCAUGGAUUUCAAAUCAGUGUCUGACCCCGACUUCUCAGAAAGAUUAGAGCAAGCUAUCUCUGCUCUUCUGUCCGACAAGAGCCACCCGUCUCAUGGAUGCUCAGCUCUCCACGGAAUCUGGAAGCAGAUUUCUUUUCUUUGUGCAGACUUCAAACGUGCACAAACUGAUAUAAUGGAAGUCACUGAGAUGUUCGUUUUGAAAGAGUCCCUGCAGGCUGAGCUUGAUGAGAAGACCAUUAACUUUGAAAGGCUGCAGAAGAAUGAUGCAGAAUGCGACAAGAAGAUCGAGAGCCUCGAAGCCAAGAUUAGCAAGCUGCAAGCCCAGCUGAAGAAGGAGAAGGAAGCGAAAGUGGAAAACUCGUUUGAGAUGAAGAGACUGUACAAGGAGACCGAGGAGAAGGGGGAGCUUUUCAGGCAGUACUUUGAAGAAGAGGCGAAGUGGAGGCUUAAAAAGAGGAAGGCUGAGAGGGACAUUGAGCGGGUGGAGAAGGAUUGGGAAGAGCUAAAGAAAGAAUUUCUGCUGUUCUAACAUAGUAUUUAAUGUUUAGUUGCUGUAGUUUCCAGACAUGUUGGGAUUGUAGAAGUCUCAUUUUAUUUUUGAAUUAUUGACCUCUCAUGAACUACCAAUUUGCCUCUGAAUUUGUUCGUUGGCCCUUGAAAUUCUUGGAUUUUUUCCUUCCGUGCUUUAGAAAUUUCAGCAGGAAGGAGAAAAAUUGUGUUGC
Molecule: messenger RNA, 1706 nt
Organism: Eucalyptus grandis
Lineage: Eukaryota; Viridiplantae; Streptophyta; Magnoliopsida; Myrtales; Myrtaceae
Exons: 5
Coding region: 137-1513 (458 amino acids)
Biological process (GO): regulation of DNA-templated transcription
Molecular function (GO): DNA binding; DNA-binding transcription factor activity
Source: RefSeq, a predicted model, not a curated record